AUGGGUAUGUUUGACAUAUUAAUAUUAUUUUUAUUAUAUUUUUUUAUAAAUUUUGGGUGUGGCAAAAAAGUUAAAAACGUCACUUUUGCAGUCACGAGGCAUAUACGCUCUGUUGAAUUUCCCGAGGGUAGUGGAAUGGGGAUUUUUUUUGCUAUUGGUUUACCAAUUGAUAUACCUGACAAGUCUGUAUCAUUAUCAUUUUAUUUUGAAGCAAAUUAUAAACUUCCAAAUAAUAAAACAGCCAAUAAUUUUUAUGAUUAUUUACAAGAUAAAAAUUUUAAUCGUAAAUUUGCAUAUGAUGUUAUUCAAAAUAAACUUGAAAAUGCUGGUUAUCCUGGUAAAAAAUGUUUACUUCGUGCAAUUUGUGAAGCUUCAAUAGCACCUUUGAUAAACAAUGGUAUUAUUGGUGAUAUUCUUCAUAUUAUUUUUACACCUUCAAGUUCAUAUAAUGAAAAUUUACCAGACGAUAUUGUGAACGCUGAGAGAAAGACUGAAUGUGCAAAUCAAUACUGUGAAUGUCCCAUUAGUCUGUUAGAUCUCAUUAGUCAUUUUGAAGAUUAUUAA
Molecule: messenger RNA, 564 nt
Organism: Aphidius gifuensis
Lineage: Eukaryota; Metazoa; Arthropoda; Insecta; Hymenoptera; Braconidae
Exons: 5
Coding region: 1-564 (187 amino acids)
Source: RefSeq, a predicted model, not a curated record